UCUCUGAGCGUUUUACGAGUGAGCGCCCGGGACUAACCGGCAGAAGGUGAGAACCUCUGGCAGCAGGAACAUUUCGCUCUGGGUAUUGUAGGACACCGAGUCGUUCGGAUGUGCAAUAUGACUUUUGAGGAAACCAGUGGAGAUAAUUCUUCAGAAAGGAUGGAAUCGGUGGCUAAAGCGUUAGAGGAGAUCCUGAGCUCUGCGUUGCCUCAGGGUUGCAUCACUGUUGGAGUCUAUGAGGCAGCAAAGGCUCUGAAUGUGGAUCCAGACAACGUGGUGCUGUGUCUGCUGGCUGCCGACGGCGAGGAGGAUGUGGCCCUCCAGAUUCACUUCACCCUGAUCCAGGCCUUCUGCUGUGAGAAUGACAUCAACAUCCUGCGGGUGAGCAACAUGAGGCGCCUGGCAGAAAUCCUGGGUGGAGUGAAGCCUGGAGCAGAGGCCAUGGACCUGCACUGCAUUCUUGUUACUAACCCUCAGUCUGCACUGUGGAAGGACCCUGCACUGAGCAAAGUCAACAGAUUCUGCACAGACUGUCGCUGUUUGGAUCAGUGGGUGCCUGUAGUGAACCUGCCCGACCGAUGAACCUUGUUGGAAUAUUAAUGUGUGGUGUGCAUUGGGUGAAAAGUAACUUCACAAGGCCUGUGUUAAUGUCUGUGCUGGACUGUUGCAUAGUGCCCCAGAGAGAAAUGGGAGGGGAGGAAAUAAAAGAACACAAGGAAGAGAGACGAAUUUACCCGGUCAGGGUGAACUUGUGAGCCAGGGAGGAGUGACUCAACAGUCUUGGUUCCAGGAUUUCCAACGUAUGAUUGUGCCUCUCCUCUGCCGAGAAAGAAGCUCUUACAGGAAACCGAAUCAUGUGAGCGCUUGAAGCGCACGUGGUGGACACAGAGGAGGGGAGGAGCGAAGCAAGCGGAAAGGCUGUCAGCAUUCCCAGGAACUAGACUGUGCUUGAGUGCACCAGUUGGAACUGUCAAAUUAGAGAGUAGUUCAUUAAAGUUCAAGCAAAUCUCCUUAACAACUCAUUUAUUUAACAUUAUUUAACUCAAAAAGGGAAGGUUUCACACUGUUAUUCUUAUUAUAUUAUUAUUUUAAUAUGGACAAUGCAAUGUGUUGAAUGUCCAGUUACUGGUGUUUUUAUGUGUUCUUAAUUUAAUGCAUUGUAUUUAUUGUGCACAGUUCAUGGAAUUUGUUGAACGAAAUAAACAGCCAGUUCUCAGA
Betta splendens (Siamese fighting fish) is the source of this 1218-nucleotide messenger RNA. RefSeq names its product growth arrest and DNA-damage-inducible, alpha, b (gene gadd45ab). The record is from RefSeq and is a predicted model, not a curated record. Bases 109 to 582 code for a protein of 157 amino acids. Gene Ontology annotation, biological process: regulation of cell cycle. Gene Ontology annotation, cellular component: nucleus; cytoplasm. The transcript is spliced from 4 exons. Lineage: Eukaryota; Metazoa; Chordata; Actinopteri; Anabantiformes; Osphronemidae.